Molecule: messenger RNA, 1128 nt
Organism: Corapipo altera (White-ruffed manakin)
Lineage: Eukaryota; Metazoa; Chordata; Aves; Passeriformes; Pipridae
Gene: MRPS34
Product: mitochondrial ribosomal protein S34
Exons: 3
Coding region: 57-695 (212 amino acids)
Biological process (GO): mitochondrial translation
Cellular component (GO): mitochondrial small ribosomal subunit; mitochondrion
Molecular function (GO): structural constituent of ribosome
Source: RefSeq, a predicted model, not a curated record
CCGGCCCCGCCCGGCUCCUUUCGGCCUCGCUCGGACCCGCUCCCUCAGGCGCCGCCAUGGCCCGCAAGAAGCUGCAUCGGCCCAUUGCCGCCAUGGCCAAGAAGAUCCGCGAGUACCGCGCGCUGAAGGAGCGCCCGCGGGACUCUCAGCGCUUCGCCCUGGACUACGAGACCAUGCGGCGGCCGCUGACGCAGAAGCGGCUGCCGGUGCGGGCCUGGGAGGACGUGCGGAACGAGAACCGGCUUUUCGCGCUGCUCUGCCGCCUGCCACGCUUCGGCGUGGGCCGCACCGUCACCCGCAAGUCCUGGCUGUGGGCGCACGACGAGCCCUGCUACUGGGUCAUCACCAAGGUGAAGGCGGACUACACGGCCGAGAACAUGGACCAUGGAAGAGCCUGGGGCUACCUGACCUUCAGAGGCAAAACUGAAGAGGAAGUGAGAGAGAUUGACAAAGUCAUGUACCAUGACUGGCGUAUGGUGCCCAAGCACGAGGAGGAGGCCUUCAAGAAAUUCACCCCAGUGCCUGAGGAGACUGUUCGGUUCCUGCCGUACCCGCCGCUGCUCCGAGCCAUGAUCCUUGCCCAGUGGCAGAAGGAGGGAAAACCAAUCACAGAGGAACCAGUUAUUGAUCUGCAGAAGGUCCUGGCCACUCCCCGAGAACGGGCAAAGAAAAAAGCUACAGGGAUACCUGUAUAAAGACUUGUUCUGUGUCCCGAGCUUCUUACAUGCCUCUCACUGCCUGUUAGAAGCCCAGAGACCCCUGUGCCCACCAUGGUAGGGUGUAGCCAGGUUCCCUGGCUUUCUCCCCAGCCCUGUACAGUCACCUCAUCUCAAAGGGAAGAUGCAGAUAUAUUCAGACUCCUUUUCCGUAACAUUGGUCUCAGUCAGCAGAGGAACCUUCUUGGUUCCCUGAGUAGUCUCUGAGUACACAACUCCUGUCAGCCAGCUGCAAUUCUUUGGAGCAUAAUUUUCUUUAUAGCCUGAAAAUUAAUCUUUUGACAACAUUUUUUAGAUAAUUUGGGUCCUGCAUGAAUCACAGGGAAAUGACUAAUAAUAUCACAGUUUUCACAGAGCUGUGAAGAAAUGUAUCUGCAAAUGAAAAUAAAUGUUGUCUUAAUUCUGCAGCACA